Messenger RNA from Mya arenaria, 708 nucleotides. RefSeq names its product complement C1q-like protein 4. The record is from RefSeq and is a predicted model, not a curated record. The transcript has 5 exons. Gene Ontology annotation, molecular function: protein binding. Bases 36 to 653 code for a protein of 205 amino acids. NCBI's taxonomy places the organism in Eukaryota, Metazoa, Mollusca, Bivalvia, Myida, Myidae.
AAUCAUGCCACUUAUUAUUACACUCUGUAGACAAUAUGGCGAAAUUAAGCUUUCUGAUAGUUCCACUGUUUCUGGCCAGCUUUGCUUAUUGCUUGGACGAUGAAAUUGAAGAAAGAUUUAGAGGGAUGCAGAAUUUAAUGAAAACGAUGCAAACUUCAAUCGAUCAGCUCAAACAACAAGUAAAAGAGACGGAAGAAAAGUGUCAAGUAGGCAACGCUGACUUUCGCCGAUUUGUCCUCGACGGUGAAGCUCCCGAAUCAGUAGGCUUUACUGCCUUUGUCACUGCGCCGGAUUUGCUGAGCCUUGGUCACCAACAUACAAUCAAGUUUGACUACGCUGAGACCAAUGUUGGGAACGCCUAUCAUACCCACACUGGUGUCUUCAUCGCUCCACUAAAAGGAAUGUACGUCUUCCAUGCUUCCGCCAUGUCCGCGCCAGGACAGGAUCAGUAUCUCACGUUUAUGAAGGACGGCAGACUCGUAAGUUACGUUUAUCCUGACGCCCGAGGCACAAGCGGGUAUCAGUCCAGCAGUAACCUUUGGGUACUCGAGUUGGAUGUGGGCUCCGAGACGUGGCUUCAAACGUCUGGAGCAGGGCAAAUUCAUGGAAACAACUUCACUACUUUCUCCGGUUUUUUGUUGAAUGAAAUGUAGAUAUGAUUUGUAUUAUUACUUUGUUUUAUGAACUGGAUUAAAACACAACGUUAAA